AUGUCUGCCAACAGCAUCAAGGUCGUGGCCCGGUUCCGGCCCCAGAACCGGAUCGAGCUGGAAUCGGGCGGCAAACCUAUCGUGUCCUUCAACUCAGAUGACUCCUGCACUCUUGACUCAAGAGAGGCCCAAGGGUCCUUCACGUUCGACAGAGUAUUCGACAUGGAAUGCAAGCAGCAGGACAUCUUCGACUUCUCCAUCCGCUCCACUGUCGACGACAUCCUCAACGGCUACAAUGGCACCGUCUUCGCCUACGGCCAGACCGGCGCCGGCAAGUCGUACACCAUGAUGGGCACCAACAUCGAUGACGACGAAGGGAGGGGCGUCAUUCCGCGCAUUGUCGAGCAGAUCUUUGCCAGCAUCAUGUCGAGCCCCGGCACGAUAGAGUACACCGUGCGCGUCAGCUACAUGGAAAUCUACAUGGAGCGCAUCCGAGAUUUGUUGGCCCCGCAAAACGACAACCUGCCCGUGCACGAGGAGAAGAACCGAGGCGUGUACGUCAAGGGUCUGUUGGAGAUCUACGUCUCGAGCGUGCAGGAGGUCUACGAGGUUAUGCGGAGGGGCGGCAACGCCCGUGCCGUCGCCGCCACCAACAUGAACCAGGAGUCGUCACGAUCGCAUUCCAUCUUCGUCAUCACCAUCACGCAGAAGAAUGUCGAGACGGGCUCGGCCAAGAGCGGUCAGCUCUUCCUGGUGGAUCUGGCCGGUAGCGAAAAGGUGGGCAAGACGGGUGCCAGCGGCCAGACCCUCGAGGAGGCCAAGAAGAUCAACAAGAGCUUGAGCGCCCUCGGCAUGGUCAUCAACGCCUUGACCGACGGCAAAUCAUCGCACGUUCCCUACAGAGACUCCAAGUUGACGCGAAUUCUCCAAGAAUCCCUGGGUGGUAACAGCCGGACCACCCUCAUCAUCAAUUGCUCCCCCAGCAGCUACAACGACGCCGAAACCCUGAGCACCUUGCGGUUCGGUACGCGAGCCAAGUCGAUCAAAAACAAGGCCAAGGUCAAUGCGGAGCUUAGCCCUGCGGAGCUCAAGCUUCUGCUCAAGAAGGCUCAGGGUCAGGUCACAAACUUCGAGAGCUACAUCCAGAACCUCGAGGGUGAAAUCCAGCUGUGGCGAUCUGGAGAAGCCGUGCCCAAGGAGAGAUGGGUUCUCCCAGGAGCUGCCGAUGGCGUCGCCGGAGCCAAGGCCGAGGCUAGGGCGCGGCCAUCCACCCCGUCACGGCUACCUCCGGAGAGCCGAUCCGAGACUCCCGUCAUCUCUGAGCGCUCCGGCACUCCUAGCCUGACACUAGAGAAGGACGAACGAGAGGAGUUCCUGCGGCGGGAGAACGAGCUGCAGGACCAACUCGCCGAGAGGGAGUCUCAGGCGACUGCGGCCGAGAAGCAGCUGCGUGAGACGAAGGAGGAAAUGUCCUACCUCAAGGAGCACGACAGCAGGCUGGGCAAAGAGAACGAGAGGCUCACGACGGAGGUCAACGAAUUCAAGAUGCAACUAGAGCGCUUGAACUUCGAGGGCAAGGAGGCGGGAAUAACGAUGGAUGCCCUCAAGGAGGCCAACGCCGAGCUCACAACCGAGUUGGACGAGGUAAAGCAACAGCUCCUAGAUGUCAAGAUGAGCGCCAAAGAGAACGGUGCGGCGUUUGACGAAAAGGAGAAGAAGAAGGCCGAGAAAAUGGCCAAAAUGAUGGCAGGGUUCGACCUCGGAGGCGAGGUGUUUAGCGACAACGAGCGGUUCAUCAGCGAGGCUGUUCAGCAAAUCGAUGCCUUGCAAGAGCAAAGCAAAGCUGGCGAUGCCAUCGCACCGGAAGAGUUCAAGGAGCUACGGGCCAAGCUGCUAGAGACGCAGGGCAUCGUCAGGCAGGCCGAGCUGAGCCUGUACGGAGCCUCUUCCAGCGACAUGGACGCCCGCCGGCGGCAGGAGCUGGAAGACAGACUGGAGACGCUGCAGCAGGAGUACGAGGAGCUCCUUGCCCGCAACCUCAACGAGGCCGAUGCGCAAGAGAUCAAGGGGCGCCUUGAAAAGGCCUAUGCCGGUCGACAGACGACGCAGAUGCAGCUGGUCGACGAGCUGAAGGCAGAUCUGGCACAAAAGGCGUCUGAGAACGCCCGGAUGAAGACACUGAUUGAGGACCUGCAGCAGCGCGUCAAGUCCGGGGCGGGCGCGCCAAUGGCCAACGGGAAGACGAUUCAGCAGCAGAUUGCCGAGUUCGAUGUGAUGAAGAAGAGCCUCAUGCGCGACCUGCAGAACCGUUGCGAGCGCGUCGUCGAGCUCGAGAUUUCCCUGGACGAGACGCGCGAGCAGUACAACAACGUGCUGCGGUCUUCCAACAACCGGGCCCAGCAGAAGAAGAUGGCCUUCCUCGAGAGGAAUCUGGAGCAGCUCACUCAGGUGCAGCGCCAGCUCGUGGAGCAAAACUCGGCACUGAAGAAGGAGGUUGCGAUUGCCGAGCGCAAGCUGAUUGCGAGGAACGAGCGCAUCCAGAGCCUGGAGAGCCUCCUGCAGGACAGCCAGGAGAAGAUGGCGGCCGCCAACCACAAAUUCGAGGUCCAGCUGGCCUCGGUCAAGGAGCGCCUGGAGGCCGCCAAGGCGGGCAGUACGCGCGGGCUCAACGCCACGGCAGGUGGCUUCAACUUUGCCGCUGCCGGCAGCCGCAUUGCGAAGCCCCUGCGAGGCGGUGGCGGCGGCGAUGCCCCGCCCAUCGUGCCCACGAUCCAGAACAUCCAGCAGAGCGAGGUUCCAACCAACAAGCGGAGCAGCUGGUUCUUCAACAAGUCGUAG
Molecule: messenger RNA, 2778 nt
Organism: Purpureocillium lilacinum
Lineage: Eukaryota; Fungi; Ascomycota; Sordariomycetes; Hypocreales; Ophiocordycipitaceae
Source: RefSeq, a predicted model, not a curated record